This is a messenger RNA of Nerophis lumbriciformis (worm pipefish), 3049 nucleotides long. RefSeq names its product CTD (carboxy-terminal domain, RNA polymerase II, polypeptide A) small phosphatase 1 (gene ctdsp1). Gene Ontology annotation, molecular function: RNA polymerase II CTD heptapeptide repeat phosphatase activity. The record is from RefSeq and is a predicted model, not a curated record. NCBI's taxonomy places the organism in Eukaryota, Metazoa, Chordata, Actinopteri, Syngnathiformes, Syngnathidae.
UUUCAAGGGAACCCAAACUGGGCGUUUCUGUGUGGCAACUCCCACGAAAAGUUUCUGCAAAACGGCGUCAACCUCCGAAUUUUUAAUACCGAGGACUAAACGGCAAGAAAACCCUCCUCCAUGAACACUAACCACGGCUGGAAUUCGUCCUUUUGUCGUUCCCUGUAUAACAUUUCGCAUGGAAAGUAUCCAACCGUCUGUCAGCCCGCUUCGUGCUCGACUUGUUUACCAGUCGUGUUUUCCAGACGACGGCGCCAAGUUAAUGUCGCUGGCUUCGAAUGUCUCCAAACGCUACAUAGUUGAAUAUGUUUUGCUUAAUUUAACUUAUAAGUUCAAAGCGUUAACUUUGUCUUGGGGGUAAGUUUGUUACGAGCUACUUUUUUUUUUUUUAUAAGGGACCGUCGUCAAAGUCGCGAGCGCUUCCACGCUUUCGCCAUUCCCUUACUGCGCCACUUGAAGUGGAAUGGGACGCCUUGAAACCUCCGUGUUUGGCUCUUGAAACUGCGUGGGGGCGUCCAGCGGCUCCAUAUUGAAUCAAAGUUGCCAACUCCGGUGACAACAAUGCUGUAAAAGUUCGGGGUGUUCGUGUAAAUGGGGGAGCUGUGACGGCGACGAGUGGGCGAACUUCCCCCCCCCCCUGCAAGUUGCACUAGUCUGCGCCACGAUCCACGACUUUUGACGGCGGGAGCGAGAAGUGGACGUGAUGGACGACCCGUCCUCGGUCAUCACGCAGGUCAGCCGGGACGAAGAGGCGAACAAAGCCGCGGAAAGAGGAGAUCGAGGUUCCACACCCUCCUUGUCCACCAAGAAGCCCCGAAGUGGCGGCUUAUUUUCCAUCUUUUCCUGCUGCCUGUGCCGAGACCAGCAAGAACCUCCGCCGGUGAACAACAACGCCCCCCUGCUAGUCGAGGAGAAUGGCACCGUUUCCAAGGUCAAACCGCUGCUGCCACCAGUCAAGUCCAAAGACUCUGGAAAGGUCUGCGUGGUUAUCGACCUGGAUGAGACGCUAGUUCACAGCUCUUUUAAGCCUGUGAACAACGCAGAUUUCAUCAUUCCCGUGGAAAUAGAUGGAACCGUACACCAGGUGUAUGUGCUGAAGCGGCCUCAUGUAGACGAGUUCUUAAAGAGGAUGGGAGAAAUGUUCGAGUGUGUCCUGUUCACUGCCAGUUUAGCCAAGUAUGCCGACCCGGUCUCUGACCUCCUGGACAAGUGGGGAGCCUUUCGCUGUCGCCUUUUUCGGGAGUCCUGCGUCUUCCACCGAGGAAAUUACGUCAAGGAUUUGAGUCGCCUGGGCCGCGACCUAAACAAAGUCAUCAUUGUAGACAACUCCCCUGCCUCUUACAUCUUCCAUCCUGACAACGCCGUGCCCGUGGCCUCGUGGUUCGAUGACAUGUCCGACACCGAGCUGCUGGACCUCAUCCCUUUCUUCGAGCGGCUAAGCAAAGUGGACAACGUCUACACUGUCCUCAAGCACCAAGGGGCCACAAGCUAACAGAAUUUUUAAAAACAAAAAUACAUAUCCGAACAAAACCAGCAUGUAAAUCUGACACAAUCAAAUUCACAUUCACAUCAGUGAGGGCUCCCACCCAGACUGAGACUCUUCCCAUGCCAGGAAGUCUUCGAUGUUGUUGGCGCCGCCACCUCCUGGUCGAGCAGGAAACCGCUCUACAUUAGCCUUCCCCAUUCCUCAGCUCAGGAAGCGACACCUGCGUGGAUUUUUAAGGACGUUUUUUUUUUUUUUUGCCUUUUCGUAGGGCAAUUCUAAGGACUCGGCAUCAAGAAUGUGCCUUUUUAAACUUUGCUACAAAAACAAAUAUUUUAGCUACACCUGCCGUGCCACUUGGGUCAAAUGUCACACUUGCUGUAAACUCAAGUUGCUUUGCGUUCGACGGGCUCACUUCCACCUUUUGAGCGAAACUUGAAUUCUUAAGAGGGAGCAUAGGAAGUGCAGAACGAGGACAAGUCUGUCAGGUCGCUAAGUACGUCGUCCUUUUUCUCUUUUAUUCCGAAACGGUACACAUAGGCUGGAAACUCACGCAAAGGGUGCAAUUGUGUCUCUAUUUAAAACAGUGGUUCUUAACCUGGGUUCGAUCGAACCCUAAGGGUUCGGUGAGUCGGGCUCAGGGGUUCGGCGGAGGUCGAGACACACCCAACUCAUCGUGUAAAUACAAACUUCUCCCUAUCAGCGUAUUACGGAUACGGCAACAGCAGAAGUCAGACUGAUUUGCAGGUGUGUAAUUUGUUGUGAGUUUAUGCACUGUGUUGGUUUUGUUGUUUGAACAAGGUGAUGUUCAUGCACGGUUCAUUUUGUGCACCAGUAAAAAAACAUGGUAACACUUUAGUAUGGGGAACAUAUUCACCAUUAAUAAGUUGUUUAUUAACAUGCAAAUUAGUAACAUAUUGGCUCUUAACUAGUCAUUAUUAAGUACUUAUUAAUGCCUUAUUCGGCAUGGCCUUAUUAUAACCCUAACCCUCUAACCCCAACCAAAUAAUUCAAAAUGAAGUCUUUGUUACUUAGAAUAUGUUCCCAGAGUGUCCAAAAAACGCUAAAUUAGGUCUUUGUUACUUAGAAUAUGUUCCCCGAGUGUCCAAAAAUCUCCAAUUUAAGUCUUUGUUACUUAGAAUAUGUUCCCCGAGUGGCCAAAAAACUCUAAAUUAAGUCUUUGUCACUUAGAAUAUGUUCCCCGAGUGUCCAAAAAUCUCCAAUUUAAGUCUUUGUUACUUAGAAUAUGUUCCCCGAGUGGCCAAAAAACUCUAAAUUAAGUCUUUGUUACUUAGAAUAUGUUCCCCGAGUUUCCAAAAAACUCUAAAUUAAAUUUUUGUCACUUAGAAUAUGUUCCCCGAGUGUCCAAAAAUCUCCAAUUUAAGUCUUUGUUACUUAGAAUAUGUUCCCCGAGUGGCCAAAAAACUCUAAAUUAAGUCUUUGUUACUUAGAAUAUGUUCCCCUAGUGUCCAAACAACUCUAAAUUAAGUCAUUGUCACUUAGAAUAUGUUCCCCGAGUGUCCAAAAAUCUCCAAUUUAAGUCUUUGUUACUUAGAAUAUGUUCCC